AUGUCAGUCUCUCCGCUCACCUUCUUCCUUGCGUACCCCUGCGCGCCGCUCCGUCCACCCCUGCCCCGCUCCGCCCUGCACGCGCCGGCGCUGCUCCGCCGGCCAUGCGCCGGCUCUCCGCCCUGCAUGCGCCGGCGCUCCGGCCGCCCCUGCGUGCCGCUCCGACCGCCGCACGCCAGUGCUCCGUCCGCCACCGUGCGCCGCUUCGCCCGUCGCGUGCCGGCGCGCCGCCCUCACCUGCGCGUCGCUCCGCCCGCCGCGCGCCGGUGCUCCGCCCUCCCGAGCGCGUCGCUCCGCCCGCCGCUCGCCAGCGCUCCGCCCUCCCCAGCGCGCCGCUCCGCUCGCCCCUGCCUCGCGCCGCCGCUCUGCCCCCCCCUCGCCAGCCGACGCCGCUCCUCCCUCCUCCGCGCGGAGCUCCGCAGCGCCGCUCCUCCCUCCUCCGCCCGAAGCUCGACGAGCUCGGCCGGCACCGCUCCUCCCUGCUCCGUGCGGAGCUCCGCCGGCGCUGCUCCUCCCUCCUCCGCUCGGAGCUCGACGAACUUGGCCGGCGCCGCCCCUCUUUCCUCGGCGCGGAGCCCGUCCUUGCCCCGCCCUCCCCUUCACGCUCGCGGACGGAGGACGAUGCCGUCCAAGUGGGUCGGGGUGGUCCGCUCGAUUUGGGCGGACCACUCCGACCCGGAUCUGAGAGGUCAACGUGGGAGGAGAGAAUCAUCCACCUGA
Messenger RNA from Panicum virgatum (switchgrass), 720 nucleotides. Its product is annotated as translation initiation factor IF-2-like. The record is from RefSeq and is a predicted model, not a curated record. Lineage: Eukaryota; Viridiplantae; Streptophyta; Magnoliopsida; Poales; Poaceae. The transcript is spliced from 2 exons. Bases 1 to 720 code for a protein of 239 amino acids.